Erythranthe guttata (spotted monkey flower) is the source of this 2277-nucleotide messenger RNA. Its product is annotated as protein EXECUTER 2, chloroplastic. The record is from RefSeq and is a predicted model, not a curated record. Lineage: Eukaryota; Viridiplantae; Streptophyta; Magnoliopsida; Lamiales; Phrymaceae. Gene Ontology annotation, cellular component: thylakoid membrane. Gene Ontology annotation, biological process: singlet oxygen-mediated programmed cell death; response to singlet oxygen.
CAGAAUUUUCAUUUUUUUAUUUAUUUAAAUAAAUAAAUAAAUAAAAUUGAUUCCUGAUUUGCACAGAGGCAGCAAAAAUGGUGGUGGCCAACGCUUGGGCUACGGGAAAUUCCGUCGUCCCGCCGCCGCAGCUCCGCCCUUCCUCCUCCUCCUCCCCCAUCUCCAUCUCCCCUGAUACUCUGAAGAAAAAGUCCUCAAUCAAUUUGCCCUAUAAAUUUCUCAUCAGGAGAAGGAGUAACCCUACGCUAUCUUGCCGCUGCAGCAGCAAUUUCGAUGAAAUUAAGAAUUACAGCGACGGCGAUAGCAAUAAUAUCACUUCGUAUUCUUCUUCCUCCGCCGCCACUUGUUUGUCGGCAUCGGUGGAUUGGGAUUGGAAUAGGUGGACACGUCAUUUUGCUGAGAUUGAGCAGGCUGAGAACUACGCAUCUGUGCUUAAGUUUCAAUUAGAAGAUGCAAUCGAGAACGAAGACUUUCAAGAAGCUGCUAAAUUGAAAAAAGCCAUUGCCGAGGCAACGUCCAAGGAUAGCAUUGCUGAAAUUAUGUCGCAGUUGAAGAAUGCAAUUGACGAGGAGCGUUACCAUGAUGCUUCAAGAUUGUGCCGAAUUACAGGAAGUGGGCUGGUAGGUUGGUGGGUUGGCUAUUCAAAUGAUUCAGAAGAUCCUUUCGGGAAAUUAGUUCAGAUUACCCCAGGAGCUGGCAGAUUUAUAGGCAAAAGUUAUAGUCCAAGGCAGUUGUUGACAUCAUCUCCCGGAACACCACUAUUUGAAAUUUUUGUGGUUAAAGAUGCCAACGAGAGAUAUAACAUGCAGGUUGCAUUUCUAAAACCAGUUAAAGGAAAUUCGUCAAAAUCAAGUUCUUCUUCGUCUGAUAAAUCCACCAAGGGACCAUCUGCCAGUGAACCCGAUGCUGCAUCCAUAGUUGAUGUUAAGCUGGAAAGUGAACCAGAAAAAUCCGAAGGGAAGAGCAUUGAUUUGGAAGGAGCUGCUGAAGAAGGAAUAAAGAGCGUCAUAAACUUUCUCAAGGAUAAAAUUCCAGAACUGAAGGUUAAAGUAAUGAGAGUCGACAUUGCUGAUGAUAUAACCGAAGAUGAUGUGAAACAGUUUAUUGAAGAAGAAGACGACAGUGAUAGCACAAGUGGCAGUGAUACAGAAGAUGAAGCCACUGAUAUAGAUAGCAAAGUUUCCGAUAAUGAAACGUUGGAAGAUGAAAGCAAUCUAGAUAUGAAACUUUAUAUUGGAGGGGUUUUACAUAAUAAAGAAGACGCCCCUAUAAAGGAUGACACUAUUCGUGUGCCGGCAGAUAUUGAAGCUAUCGAGAGGGAUUCUUUCGUAUUGCAUAUUGAGAAGAGAUAUCGAGAUAGUGACUCUGAAGAGAAACUUGCUACUCGAAUUGUGGGCGCAAUUGCUGCACAAGAUGUUUCUGAACUUAUACCUCCUGAUGUUGCCAAGGCCUUCUGGAGUUCAAAUAAAAUUUCUCCCAAGCUUUCUAGAGAUGCACGUGAAAUAGUGAAGCUUGCAGUGAGUCGGGCUCAGAAACAGAAUAGAGUAUCCGAGUACACAAAUUUUACUCGAAUCACCACCUCGAAAGGUGAUUUAGAUCCAUUUGAUGGUCUAUAUGUUGGUGCUUUUGGUCCUUACGGCACUGAGGUUGUGCAAUUGAGGCGCAAAUAUGGUAAUUGGAAUAUGAAUAAAGAUAAGAAAUCUUCUGAUGUGGAGUUCUUCGAGUAUGUUGAGGCAGUAAAGCUAACAGGAGAUUUAAAUGUUCCUGCUGGCCAGGUAACAUUUCGUGCUAAAGUAGGGAAGGGUAAUCGUCUUUCCAACCGGGGCAUUUACCCACAUGAACUAGGAGUGGCUGCAAGUUACAGAGGUCAAGGAAGGAUUGCGGAAUUCGGGUUCCAGAAUCCUAGGUGGGUCGAGGGGGAGCUUCUUCAACUCAACGGGAAGGGAAUGGGCCCGUAUGUCAAAGGUGCAGACCUCGGUUUUCUGUACGUUGUACCAGAGCAAAGUUUCCUCGUGCUCUUCAAUCGUUUGGAACUACCCGAGUGAGUUUGUACAUACCAAACUAAAACAUUACGCACUAUUUCUUGUAUUGUUUUACUUCUUAUCCAAUGAGCGAUUUGGAUUACGACACUUGUGUUAUAGUGCGUACGUGUGUAAUAACUCCCACAUCACAAAUUUUUGUAAUAGUUAUAAAUUGAGGUAGUUUACGAAUCACUGCUUUGAUAGAAACGACUAAACGAAGACUGCUUUAAUAAAAUUCGGGUGUUAUUUCGUGGUA